Messenger RNA from Trematosphaeria pertusa, 513 nucleotides. RefSeq lists its product as uncharacterized. The coding region runs from base 1 to 513 and encodes 170 amino acids. The record is from RefSeq and is a predicted model, not a curated record. The transcript has 2 exons. NCBI's taxonomy places the organism in Eukaryota, Fungi, Ascomycota, Dothideomycetes, Pleosporales, Trematosphaeriaceae.
AUGGCGGUCAUGGGCUCUGCCGGUGCUGAUCGAGCACGGAGUCUGCUCAAUGGCGUCCCCGAUCGCUUCAACGACUUCUGCCACAUGGACCAGAUCACCUUCGUACAACUCGCCGACUGGAUGGUAGAACACGCCGAAUCGAAUACACCAGACAUCAGUAUAGAAGAGAGUCUGUUCGUCUUUCUCGACAUCGUCGCGCAGGGAAACAGCUUCAGGACCGCCGCCUACAACUGGGAUCACGACAUCGAGCUCACGCAAAACAUCUUCCUCAACAUCAUGAGUGCUCUGCAGACCCUCCGCGAGAAGGAAGACAUCUCCCCUUCAUGCCCUUCCUUCAAAGAGACCCGAAGUCGUUGGCGCGUGCUCAAGGCAUUCCGCCUCGGCAAGUCGAGAAUAGACGGCAAGCUCAAGGUCGGAGACGAGGGUGGCGACGGACUUGAGGUUAGCCAAGAGAGCCUGACGCAGGCCCUGACGGCCUUGAACAACUUCAUCCACGAACAUAGGGAAUUCUAG